CCGGGUGCGCACGCUGCGGCCGCCGGCGCGGGGCUAGUGGCGCCAGAAUUCGGAGCGCGGAAGCGCCUGAGCGGCUGCUUUUUCUAGCUCGGACCCUCUACCACAGCGACGCCUGGACCUGCAGGCAGAGACGAUGGUGGUUCUCCGCAGCAGUCUAGAGCUGCACAGCCGCUCCACCGCAUCGGCCACAGAUUCCCUGGACCUGUCCAGCGAGUUCCUUAGCCUGGAGCAGAUGGGACGGAGGCGGCUUCGCUCGGCCGGCGCCGCGGAGAAAGCCGCCGUCACUGCGGCCGCUUCGGGCGAUGGGUCUUCGGUUAAGGAAGUUGAAACCUACCACCGGACGCGUGCUUUAAAGUCGUUGAGAAAAAAUGCCCAGACUUCUUCAGAUUCUAGUUUUGAUAAGAAUAUGGAAAUAACAGAGAAGCAUGCUAAUGGCAGGCAUUUUACAAGACAGUUGGCCAGACAGCAGGCUAAUAAAAAAAAAGAAGAGUGCAAAGAAGACAAAGUGAUUCCAGUUACUCGUUCAUUGAGGACUAGAAACAUUGUUCAAACUACAGAACAUUUGCACGAAGAGAAUGGUGAUGUUGAAGUUCGUCGAAGUUGUAGGAUUAGAAGUCGUUAUAGCACUGUGAACCAGUCUGUGCUAUUUGACAAACUUAUAACAAACACUGCUGAAGCUGUACUUCAAAAAAUGGAUGACAUGAAGAAGAUGCGUAGACAGCGAAUGAGAGAACUUGAAGACUUGGGAGUUUUUAAUGAGACGGAAAAAGGCAAUCUUAAUAUGUACACGAGAGGAAAACAAAAAGGUAUUCAAAGAACUGAUGAAGAAACAACUGAUAAUCAAGAAGGCAGUGUGGAAUCAUCUGAAGAGGGUGAAGACCAAGAAGAUGAAGAUGAUGGUGAAGAUGAAGAUGAUGAUGAUGAAGAUGAAGAGGAUGAUGAAGAUGAAGAGGAUGGAGAAGAAGAUAAUCAGAAACGAUAUUAUCUUAGACAGAGAAAAGCAACUGUUUACUACCAGGCUCCAUUGGAAAAACCUCGUCACCAGAGAAAGCCCAACAUAUUUUAUAGUGGCCCAGCUUCUCCUGCAAGACCAAGAUACAGAUUAUCUUCUGCAGGACCAAGAAGUCCUUACUGUAAACGAAUGAACAGGAGAAGACAUGCAAUCCAUAGUAGUGACUCUACUUCAUCUUCCUCUUCUGAAGAUGAACAACACUUUGAGAGGAGAAGAAAAAGGAGCCGUAAUAGAGCCAUCAAUAGGUGCCUCCCACUAAAUUUUCGAAAAGAUGAAUUAAGGGGAAUUUAUAAAGAUCGAAUGAAAAUUGGAGCUAGCCUUGCUGAUGUUGAUCCAAUGCAACUAGAUUCUUCAGUACGAUUUGAUAGUGUUGGUGGCCUGUCCAAACAUAUUGCAGCUCUAAAAGAGAUGGUGGUGUUUCCAUUACUUUAUCCAGAGGUCUUUGAAAAAUUCAAAAUUCAACCCCCAAGAGGUUGUUUGUUUUAUGGUCCACCUGGAACUGGAAAAACUCUGGUUGCUAGAGCACUUGCCAAUGAAUGCAGUCAAGGGGAUAAAAGAGUAGCAUUUUUCAUGAGGAAAGGUGCUGAUUGUUUGAGUAAAUGGGUAGGGGAAUCUGAAAGACAGCUACGAUUGCUAUUUGAUCAGGCCUAUCAGAUGCGUCCAUCAAUUAUUUUCUUUGAUGAGAUCGAUGGUCUGGCUCCAGUUCGGUCAAGUAGGCAAGAUCAAAUUCACAGUUCAAUUGUUUCCACCCUGCUAGCUCUUAUGGAUGGUUUGGACAGCAGAGGAGAAAUUGUAGUCAUUGGUGCUACCAACAGACUAGAUUCCAUAGACCCAGCUUUACGAAGACCUGGUCGCUUUGACAGAGAAUUUCUUUUUAGCCUACCUGAUAAAGAUGCUCGAAAAGAGAUUCUAAAGAUUCACACAAGGGAUUGGAAUCCCAAACCACUGGACGUAUUUCUAGAAGAAUUAGCAGAAAACUGUGUUGGAUACUGUGGUGCAGAUAUUAAGUCCGUGUGUGCUGAAGCUGCUUUAAGUGCUCUAAGACGACGCUACCCACAGAUUUAUACCACUAGUGAGAAGUUGCAGUUGGAUCUCUCUUCCAUUAAUAUCUCAGCUAAGGAUUUUGAGGUAGCUAUGCAAAAGAUGAUACCAGCCUCCCAGAGAGCUGUGACAUCACCUGGACAGGCACUGUCUGCCAUUGUGAAACCACUCCUUCAAAGUACUGUUCAAAAGAUCUUAGAAGCCCUACAGAGAGUAUUUCCACAUGUGGACAUGAGAACAAAUAAAGCAUUAGAUUCAGAUAUUUCUUGUCCUCUGCUAGAAAGUGACUUGACAUACAGUGAUGAUGACAUUCCAUCAGUAUAUGAAAAUGGACUUUCUCAAAAAUCUAAUAAGGCAAAAGAAAAUUUUAAUUUUCUACAUUUGAAUAGAAAUGCUUGUUACCAACCUAUGUCUUUUCGACCAAGAAUAUUGAUAGUGGGAGAACCAGGAUUUGGGCAGGGUUCUCACUUAGCACCAGCUGUCAUCCAUGCUUUGGAAAAAUUUACUGUAUAUACAUUAGACAUUCCUGUUCUUUUUGGAGUCAGUGCUACAUCCCCUGAAGAAACAUGUGCACAGAUGAUUCGUGAAGCUAAGAGAACAGCACCAAGUAUAAUAUAUGUACCACAUAUUCACCUGUGGUGGGAAAUAGUUGGACCAACACUUAAAGCCACAUUUACCACAUUAUUACAGAAUAUCCCUUCAUUUGCUCCAGUUUUACUGCUUGCAACUUCUGACAAAUCCCAUUCUGAUCUACCAGAAGAGGUGCAAGAAUUAUUUAUCCAUGAUUAUGGAGAGAUUUUUAAUGUCCAGUUACCAGGUAAAGAAGAACGGACAGCAUUUUUUGAAGAUUUAAUCUUAAAACAAGCUGCUAAGCCUCCUAUAUCAAAAAAGAAAGCAGUUUUGCAGGCCUUGGAGGUACUCCCAGUAGCACCACCACCUGAGCCAAGACCAUUGACAGCAGAUGAAGUGAAACGACUUGAAGAACAAGAAGAAGAUACAUUUAGAGAACUGAGAAUUUUCUUAAGAAACGUUACACAUAGGCUUGCUAUUGAUAAACGAUUCCGAGUAUUUACUAAGCCUGUUGACCCUGAUGAGGUUCCUGAUUAUAUCACAGUAAUUAAGCAACCAAUGGACCUUUCAUCUGUAAUCAGUAAAAUCGAUCUACACAAGUAUCUGACCGUGAAGGACUAUUUGAGAGAUAUUGAUUUAAUCUGUAGUAAUGCUUUAGAAUAUAAUCCAGAUAGAGAUCCUGGAGAUCGUCUUAUUAGGCAUAGAGCCUGUGCUUUAAGAGAUACUGCCUAUGCAAUCAUUAAAGAAGAACUUGAUGAAGACUUUGAGCAGCUUUGUGAAGAAAUUCAAGAAUCUAGAAAGAAAAGAGGUUGUAGCUCCUCCAAAUAUGCUCCAUCUUACUACCACGUGAUGCCAAAGCAAAAUUCCACUCUUGCUGGUGAUAAAAGAUCUGAUCUAGAGCAAAAUGAAAAGCUAAAGGCAUCCAGUAUUCCUGUGGCUUGCAGCACACCUGCUCAAUUAAAGAGAAAAAUUCGCAAAAAGUCAAAGUGGUACCUAGGCACUAUAACAAAGAGAAGGAAGAUUUCUCAGGCAAAGGAUGAUAGCCACAAUGCUAUAGAUGACAAAAUUGAGAGUGAUAUAGAGGAAACUCAAGAUACAAGUGUAGAUCAUAACGAGACUGGAAACACAGGAGAGUCUUCUAUAGAAGAAAAUGAGAAACAACAAAGUGCCUCUGAAAGCAAAAGAGAAUUGGGAAAUAAUUCAAGUACUUACAAUAUUGAGAAAGAACUUGAAGAAUCUAAGAAUGCUACACCAUCUACAGAAUUGAGAAAAGAUAAGGUUGUUUGCAAUGGAGAUCCUUCUAACUCUCAGAUAAUAGGCAUUUCUGAUGAAAAUGAGGGAAAAGAAAUGUGUGUUCUGCGAAUGACUCGAGCUAGACGUUCCCAAGUAGAGCAACAGCAGCUCAUCAGUGUUGAAAAGGCUUUGGCAAUUCUCUCUCAGCCUACACCCACUCUUGUUGUGGACCAUGAUCGAUUAAAAAAUCUUUUGAAGACUGUCGUUAAAAAAAGUAAAGAAUACAAUAUAUUGCAACUGGAAAAUUUGUAUGCAGUAAUCAGCCAGUGUAUUUAUCAGCAUCGCAGAGACUAUGAUAAAACAACACUUAUCCAGAAAAUGGAGCAAGAGGUAGAAAACUUCAGUUGUUCCAGAUCAUGAUGUCAUCAUAUCAAGUAUUUUUUUAUAUUCAGUUCUUAUUUAAUAGACUUUUGACAUAUCUGCAUGUCCAGAUGCAAGAUUUCAUUUUGCAUCUUUAAGAAAAAGAUUAAAAUAGUUAAAUAUUUAAUUUUCCUAUUUAUGUACAUGUGUAAGAUAACCAAUGAAUAUUGGAAGUUUGUUUGAACAAAGCACUGUAAUAAUAGUAAUAGUUGAAGUUUGGCCAACUCUUAAUAAAGUUAUUUUGAUACAUUUUAUGGCACUUAAAAUAGUGACAUGGAAUUUUUUUGUUAAGCACUUUUACCUUUCCUAAAAAAUAGUUUAUUGUAGCAGACUAGAAAAGUAUCCAUUGUUUCUUUGCUUCUUGUUAUAUUUGUUUUUAUGUUUUCCCUUCUCUACCUUUAGCUUCCUUUUGCCCAAUUGUUCAUUUAGCUCAAGUCAUUGUUUGCAAGGAGGCUGCUCCACAAUUCUGUACUUGACUAUCAAAAUUAUUGUUUUUUAGAUAAGCAUUUUGAUAAUUCUAAUUUGGGUUAAUAAAGAUUUUAAAUAUU
This is a messenger RNA of Ictidomys tridecemlineatus (thirteen-lined ground squirrel), 4824 nucleotides long. RefSeq names its product ATPase family AAA domain containing 2 (gene Atad2). Gene Ontology annotation, biological process: nucleosome disassembly; transcription initiation-coupled chromatin remodeling; nucleosome assembly. The record is from RefSeq and is a predicted model, not a curated record. Gene Ontology annotation, cellular component: nucleus. Lineage: Eukaryota; Metazoa; Chordata; Mammalia; Rodentia; Sciuridae. Gene Ontology annotation, molecular function: ATP hydrolysis activity; ATP binding; histone binding.